AUGGAAAAUCAGGCUGUGGAAUUCUGGAAGCGGCAGGCAAGCGAAGUGGGCCUAGAUUUCGCAGUGUACUUCCCAGCAGGCAAGCCGGUUUGCGUGCUAACGCGCGUCGGGGCCAACCCCGCCCUGCCCAGCAUUAUGCUCAACUCUCAUAUGGAUGUCGUUGAGGCUGACCCAACUGAAUGGACUUAUCCACCUUUUGCGGCGCACGUAGACGAUGACGGCAACAUCUUCGCUCGUGGAACUCAAGACACCAAGGAUAUAGCCAUCCAGUACCUGGAGGCGGUCAGGCGGAUCAAUGCCCAGAAUGUCACCUUGCAACGCACUUUCCACAUCACUCUUAUGCCUGAUGAAGAAACAGGCGGAUUUCAGGGCAUCAGGCCAUUUAUUAAAACGCCAGAGUUCAAGGCGUUAAACAUCGGUUUUGCUUUGGACGAGGGGGGGGCAUCCCCGACGGACGACAUGUUUGCCACGUAUCAAGAUCGGAGAGCUUGGUCUAUAGCAAUAACAGUCAACGGAGUCGGCGGCCAUGGAUCAACCAUGGCAUCUGAUGUUGCAAUCAAAAAGCUGCAACGGUUGAUAAAUGUGAUGAUGGAAUACAGGGAGAUGCUUGAAAAGGCUUUGGAAUCAGCUGAUAAAGCUACGUAUGGGUUAUAUCCAACACUGAAUAUCGAUAUGAUUAAUGGUGGAAUGGCCCCAAACGUGAUUCCGGAAACAUUCACUCUGGUGGCUGACAUGAGAUUUCCUCCUACUGAAAACGCUACUGACAUGUUGUCCCUGGUAUAUUCGUGGGCGGCGUUUGCUGGCAAUGGAACAACGGUUAAGUUUUUGAGACGAGAAAUGGAGUCGCUCGCAACUCCAAUAGAUGAGUCCAACCCUUAUUGGGUCACUAUGAAUAAAACCAUCACAGAUUUGGGUUACAGACUGAUCACAGGGGUAUGUCCCGGGACGACCGAUAUGUUCGAUAUUCGCAACAUCGGCAUCCCGGCUAUCGGGUUCGCGCCCGAACGGCGGACCAUCAGCCGAUUGCACCAGCCCAACGAGUAUCUGAACAUCGACGUGUUUCUAGAAGGCAUCGAUAUCUACGUCCCCCUCAUCACUAAUCUGGCAAAUUUGCCUGAAAAAUAAAUAGGGUAGUAGACACCACUGUAAUAUAAACCAAUGAAUGACAUACUUUUUUGAGCUGCUAAAAUGAGACUACCCUAUAGUAGAAUAAAAUAUAUGCAGGGUGGAAUUUUGUAACUCCACCUAGAGGGAAAGUACUGUUAAUAUUGUAGAUAGAAAAUUUUAC
Molecule: messenger RNA, 1288 nt
Organism: Ostrinia nubilalis (European corn borer)
Lineage: Eukaryota; Metazoa; Arthropoda; Insecta; Lepidoptera; Crambidae
Product: aminoacylase-1-like
Exons: 9
Coding region: 1-1125 (374 amino acids)
Biological process (GO): amino acid metabolic process
Cellular component (GO): cytoplasm
Molecular function (GO): aminoacylase activity
Source: RefSeq, a predicted model, not a curated record